Molecule: messenger RNA, 5755 nt
Organism: Lepus europaeus (European hare)
Lineage: Eukaryota; Metazoa; Chordata; Mammalia; Lagomorpha; Leporidae
Gene: TBC1D22B
Product: TBC1 domain family member 22B
Exons: 13
Coding region: 143-1660 (505 amino acids)
Biological process (GO): activation of GTPase activity
Molecular function (GO): GTPase activator activity
Source: RefSeq, a predicted model, not a curated record
CCAAGAUGGCGCCCCCAGGAGCUGGGAGCGGGUGACCGGCGACGGGGAAGCGGCCUGGGUUGGCCCUCAGAUUACGGGGUCUCGGGGGCGUCUCGUCGGGCACCCCCUGACCCACCUACAAGGCCUUCCCCGGGCCAGAGCAAUGGCCGCCGAGAACAGCAAGCAGUUUUGGAAGAGGAGCGCCAAGCUGCCGGGGAGCAUCCAGCCUGUAUAUGGAGCACAGCACCCUCCUCUGGACCCUCGGCUCACCAAAAAUUUCAUUAAAGAAAGGUCAAAAGUCAAUGCUGUUCCUCUGAAGAGUAAGAAGGCCUCCAGUUUUCAUGAGUUUGCCCGGAAUACCAGUGACGCUUGGGACAUUGGCGAUGAUGAGGAAGAGGACUUUUCCUCACCCUCCUUCCAGACUUUAAACUCAAAAGUUGCUUUGGCAACUGCCGCUCAAGUCCUAGAAAAUCACAGCAAGCUAAGGGUAAAGCCAGAGCGGUCGCAGUCAACGACAUCUGACGCCCCUGUGAACUACAAGGUCAUCAAGUCCAGCAGCGACGCCCAGCUGUCCAGAAACUCCAGUGACACAUGCCUGAGGAACCCACUCCACAAACAGCAGUCACUCCCUCUCCGACCCGUCAUCCCCCUCGUUGCCCGGAUCUCAGACCAGAAUGCCUCUGGGGCCCCUCCGAUGACGGUCCGCGAGAAAACCCGCCUAGAAAAGUUCCGUCAGCUGCUCUCCAGCCACAACACCGACUUAGAUGAACUGAGGAAGUGUAGCUGGCCAGGUGUUCCCCGGGAGGUGCGACCUGUAACCUGGAGACUCCUGUCGGGCUAUCUCCCAGCAAACACGGAGAGGAGGAAGCUGACUCUGCAGCGGAAGCGUGAGGAGUAUUUUGGCUUCAUCGAGCAGUAUUAUGACUCUCGGAAUGAGGAACAUCAUCAGGAUACCUACAGACAGAUUCACAUUGACAUUCCAAGGACGAAUCCUCUCAUUCCAUUGUUCCAGCAGCCACUUGUGCAGGAGAUCUUUGAAAGAAUUCUAUUUAUUUGGGCCAUCCGACAUCCUGCCAGUGGGUAUGUCCAGGGAAUUAAUGACCUGGUCACUCCGUUCUUUGUCGUCUUCCUCUCAGAAUAUGUGGAAGAGGAUGUGGAGAACUUUGAUGUGACCAACUUGUCUCAGGACAUGCUGCGAAGCAUCGAGGCCGACAGCUUCUGGUGCAUGAGCAAGCUGCUGGACGGCAUCCAGGAUAACUACACCUUUGCACAGCCAGGGAUCCAGAAGAAAGUCAAGGCACUGGAAGAGCUUGUCAGCCGGAUCGAUGAGCAGGUGCAUAACCACUUCAGGAGGUACGAGGUCGAAUACCUGCAGUUCGCCUUUCGCUGGAUGAACAACUUGCUGAUGCGGGAGCUUCCCCUUCGCUGCACCAUCCGCCUGUGGGACACUUACCAGUCUGAGCCAGAAGGGUUCUCUCAUUUUCAUCUCUACGUGUGUGCAGCCUUCUUGAUCAAGUGGAGGAAAGAGAUCCUGGAUGAGGAGGACUUUCAGGGGCUGCUCAUGCUGCUGCAGAACCUGCCCACGAUACACUGGGGCAACGAAGAGAUCGGGCUGCUGCUCGCCGAGGCCUACAGACUCAAGUACAUGUUUGCCGACGCCCCCAAUCACUACCGCCGAUAGGUGCUGUCUCCCCCUGGGGACCCAGACUGCCCCAUCACUGAUGGCAAUCUGAUCACCGUGGCCACUGUGCGAGCCGCGGACCCCGGCCAGGAACCACUCGUGCUGUACAAAGCUCACACCCACCGCCCAGGUCUUAACUCGUUGGCAUCCAGCACUCCAUGUCUCUGGAUGCAUCUCUUGGACCACUGUCAGUAUUCCACGCUGUGCGGAUGGGCCCAGCUCUGGGAGAGGACUGAAGAGGAGGUACAGGGUUGUCUGCCCCUUCAAAACAAACUGGACAAAAGAAGGGGAAGGCUCAGGGUCCCCAUUCACAUUGUCCCUACGUGGGCUGGCUGUGUCUCUGCCUCCAGGCCCCAACUGAUACUGUUGCUUUUUGUGACUUAGUUUGAUUUGAUCACAGGUCAAAAACACCUAUGUUUUCAAGUCUCCCGGCCCUCAUCCCUCUCCCUGGUUUCCUAGCCCUUCCCCUUCUGCCUAGUCUGAGCCAGUGAGGGGCAGCCUGCUAGGCUGUGGUUCCCAGAAGAGGGAGGCCGGCACCCCAGAGCUAGGAGUUCCAUUUUUCCUUCCUCACCAGACGUCUGUGUGUGCGCACACGCCCUCUGCGUCUAGUUACGCGGAUGAAUUUCCACGUCCCCUCCAGCCCAACCGCCCCAGCUGGGAGGGGCCCUUGAGAAGGAUCAGGGCAGGAGGGAGAAGGGGCUCUUUCCCUCUCAACCUUUUUCCAUGAUGACCCACUCCAAGAUAUUAUGUGUAAAUUGUGUUAUUAUGUAUAUGGGUAAAGAUGUACAAAUAUAUGUCCUCUUUGUAGCAGAUAUGAUUUUAUAUUUAUAAUGUGCAUCAACAUGUGAACGCAGUGUAGGUCGCUGGCACAGAGGCAGGUGCCCGCGGGGCUGCCGCGCCCCCAGCUGGGUGUCAGGACGCCCUGCACCGAGGCGCCGCGGGGGUGCUGCCAGCCGGAGUGUGGCCGCGCCGGGGAGCCAGCACAGCCCUCCAAGCCUCAGUCUCUGUUUCUCUCCUCCCCUUCCUUCCCACCCAUCCCAGGCCUUGCUGGAGCACCUGCCCUUCCCUCCCCCCCCCCCCCCACCGCAGCACACAGAGCCCCCCACCUGUCACCCCAGCAGCCUCGCCUAGAACAGACUGUGGGGGCAGAAGCCCUUUUUGCAAGUAUUUGGUCCCUGCCCCUCCCUCAGAAUCUGCGGAGCGCUUUCGACUUCACACGUUUAGGUCAGCAUGGAAUUCAGGGCAGAAGCUGUGGCUGACCAGUCAGUGCCAAGGCAAAGGCUGCCCCCUUGUCCCUGGGCUGGGGGCUCUUCUCAGAGAGCGACGUUCCAUGUCCCCUGCCGCCGCCAUCGCACCCCACACAGCUCGUGACCCCAUUUGGUUUCUGGUGGUGGGAGGUUGGCCACCACCUGUCACCCUCCUGGAAGCCGAGCAGCAUCCCAGUGGGCACCACCCUCGAGUCUCUUUGCCAAUGGAGCCCGCCUCGCCCCCGCCCACAGCCCGCUGGGAAGGGUCAGGUCCUCCGGAGCUGUUUCUCAGGCGUUCUUUGUCCCCAACCCUCUUCCUCUGCCCGUCGGUGGGCCUCAGUAGUCCCCUCCACACAGCGGGAGGGCUGCAGCCCGCCCUCCCCACACCGACGAGAGACAGACACUUGUGUUCCCAAGUGGUGGUUUUAUUUUUUUAGUUUUCAUGUUUGUAUGGGAAAUUGUGGAUAAAGUGAAAGAACUGUAAAUAAAUAGUGUAUUUCCUCCUCUAUCUGCUGCUUCCUCUCCCGCCAGUUCACAUAACCUACGACCCCUGUGGUCUCCUUUUCUCGAGUUUUUCUUGUUCCUCCUGGUAAGUAUGGGGCCAGGUUUCAGUCGGGCAAACAGGGCCUCAACCAGAGGAUGCCAGCGGCCAGUCCGUGCGACGCCUGCUCGGCGAAGUGCGGGCCAGGGUCCCUCACCACUGACAGAGACGGCCUUGUGCGCCCUGCUGGAGAUGAGCGCUUGGCACGGGCCAUUUCCUUAGCGCGAAACAAACUUCUUCCUACUUCAUUUUUCAAAGGGCUCAUUUCUAAAGUUCUUUAAUUUAUUAAUUUAUUUGAAAGACAGACACAGCAAUCUCUCAUCCUCCGAGUCACUCCGCAACUGCCCACAAUAACCCCAGACUGGGCCAGGCCAAAGCCAGGAGCCAGGAACUCAAUCCGGGUCCUCCAUGUGCGUGGCAGGGACCCAACCACUAGAGCCAUCCCUGCUGCCUCCCAGGAAGCACGUGAGGAGGAAGCUGAAGUCGAGUGGAGCUGAGCCUCUAACCCGGGCACUCGGGCGGGCUGCAGGUGUCCCGAACAGUAUCCCAUCCGCUGUGCCAGACGCCUGCUCCCCCUGAGGCUCAUUUAGGAGAGUUUCUUGGUUUCAGUUGUUAGGACCCAAAUAAGGGUUAAAUUCAGUCACGUGUCAGAAACCAAAAAUAACAAUGGCUUACACUGAUGAUGCUCAGAAGUGGAAAACCUAGGGCUGACGUGCUGAUGUGAUUCACACAGCCCUUGGGAGCCUGGCCGCCUGCCCCGGCAUCCUUCCUCAGUCUUCGUGAUCAGGAUGGUAACUCCAGCUGCUUUUAUACCCACUUUCCCAGCAACAGGAUGGCUUAAAGAGGGGACCAAGAAGAAGGGGCAAAUGCACCACCAGUGAUUUUUUAAAAGAUUUAUUUGAAAGUUACAGAGAGAGAGAGACAGAGAGGUCUUCCAUCCCCUGGUUCACUCCCCAAAUGGCUGCAACACUAGAGCCAGGAGCUUCUUCCAGGUCUCCCACAUGGAUGCAGGAGACCAAGGGCUUGGGCCAUCUUCCACUGCUUUCCCAGGCACAUUCGCAAGAGAGCUGGGUGGGAAGUGGAACAGCCAGGACUCGAACUGGCACCCCUAUGGCAUUCCAGCAUCGCAAGAGGUGGCUUCACCCACUAUGCCACAACACCUGCCUGGAGAGACAGGUUUCCUAUCCACUGGUUCGCUUUCCAAAUCCCCACAACAGCCAGGAUUGUGCCAGGCUGAAGCCAGGAGUCAGAAACUCCCAUGGGGUUUCCCGUGUGGGUGGCAGGGACCCAAGUACAUGAGCUGUCUGGGCACACUAGCAGCGAGUUGAAACAGAAGCUUGAAGUAGCCGGGACUCGAGCCAGGCAUAUUGAUACGGGAUGCAGACGUCCCAAGCAGCAGCGUAACCCCCUGUGCCUGCAGUGGCUGCCCCACUGCGGUGUUUGAAGGAAGGUGUGAGGACGCCGCCCUGUCGUGUUUCCUCCUGCAAUGCACUGGGCAGUAGUCUCCAGUAGGUCACUGCAGGUUCCAAGGGGAGGUGCAUUCCAGGCAGCCACAUACACCACAUACGCCCGGCUGAAAAUGAGGGUUCUGUUACUGUGGGGGAAGAGGAAAACAGACGCGAGGGGGUGGGGAGCAGUGUUUCCAGUUGAAAUCUGGGAAGACUGAACUUUCCUGGGGAAAGCUGACUUUGAAAUGCAAGUGACUAUUUGCAGGCGACAUUGUAACUUAACCUUUGCCUUGAAACAUGGACAUUAUUUCUACUUAACAUUAUCCGAGGCCACUAACUCCCUGAGGCUGAAAGUAACAUGAGCUAGUCUUCAUUAGCAAAUUCGGCUUUGAAGUCGAGCGUUUUCUGAAAUAGCGUUUGCUCACGACUGGACAGUUGAUGAAAUCUUUGAAACUAACUCCGGCAUAGACUGGCCUGCACUGUGUCUGAUAUUUAUGCAAUCGCAAUGUCUAAAGUUGUGCUUUAAUAGGCCUGACCUCUGUUUUCAUUCAUCUGUGAAAAGAGUGGGCACUGAUGUUCGAAUUGUAACCUCUUCUGCUGCUCCAGGCAACAGCCUCUGGGCUGUGCAUGUGUGAAGCUUUGAGGAUCGGGGCAGGAACAGAGCCCCAGAAACUGAGCCCCUCAUACCUCUCUCAGGACUUUGGGAAGCCGCCUACACACCCAGGUGAUGACUUCAGGUCAUGAUGAAAAAGAUGAGCUCCACGCCGAAGCACAGAGCACAGAGUCCAUUGCCGUGAGCCCACACCCCGAGGAAGCCCACCCCCCUUAUUUCAGCAAAAGCUGAGUAAGAAAUCUUGAA